Messenger RNA from Penicillium canescens, 285 nucleotides. RefSeq lists its product as uncharacterized. The transcript has a single exon. Lineage: Eukaryota; Fungi; Ascomycota; Eurotiomycetes; Eurotiales; Aspergillaceae. The record is from RefSeq and is a predicted model, not a curated record. Bases 1 to 285 code for a protein of 94 amino acids.
AUGUCCAAUCCACCGCUGUCGAGAAGCUGGGUGGAAAUUCGUCAGGCCCUAGAGCACGCUCGGGACUGCAGAGAUGACCCUCCAACCAGAGCUCUACUGAACACCGUCAUGGCCGAACUGUGGGCUCGGAUGCAGGCCCAGCCAGAUAGCUACCUUCUCAGCUCAGACGAGUUCGCCCUGUUCAAUUUAUACCGGGAUGAAUACACGGGCCCCGUCGCUCAAGCAGCUGUGGCUCGUUUCUGGAAUAACUAUCAAGGAAGCAAUUCCAAUGGUAGCAAGAAAUAG